UCAAAAGAACAAACAAAAAAGAUCCCGUCUUUCUCCUCCUCCUCGCUAGGGUUAGUAAAUUCGGAUUUGGUUCCUGGAGACCUACCGUCCUAAAAUCGCCGCCCGUACUAUCGCGAAUUGGGGAUAUAUAAUCGCAUUUCUGGUGUGUAUUGAUUUCUUCCGUAUUGGAUUAUCAUGAAACGUCCGGGCAGCCCCGCCACAUGUUCACCUGCGAAGUCGCCGAAGCUCGUUCACCACUCACCGGAUGAUGUAGAAGCAGAUGAAAAUUCUUAUAUUCUUCCUUGUAGCCCAAGAGAUGAUGGCCUCUUCUGCCUUCCUGUAUCGGGGCCUCCUCUUAUGUUUGACUUCGGCCCCGUUCCUGUUACAGCUGAAUUAGCCAGAAAACAACAAAAAUACUUAGCGGAUGCGUGGGACUUGCUAAAGCCAGCUAUCAAAAUCAUCUUAGAUGAUAAAUAUGAUAAGUCUAAAGAUAUCAACUGCCGAAAGAUUUAUAAUGCUGUUGAGCGUGCUUGCUUUGGGGAUCCUGGGAAACUGCAAUUGCAGCUUUUCGAUCUUAUCGAGCAGGAGUGUGAGCCACACGUCUCUGCUGUUAUGCAAUCUUUAGAGAGGCAAAGCAGUGAUCUCUCUGUUUUCUUACCACUCGUGUACAAGUCGUGGCUAGACUUUAAAAGGAAGAUGAUGUUUUUGUCUGACUUAGCCAUGUAUCAGAGGUGUGAUGGGAUAACACUAUGGAGCGUGUGCCAGAAGCUUUUCCAUAAGCAACUCUCCAUGUCCCCUCAACUUCAAGAUCGAGUUAUUAGCGGCAUUUUAGGACUCAUCACUGAGGAAAGAUUACGCAAGAUUCCUUACAACACGGAUGGUCUCCUUAAGAAGCUUAUGGACAUGUUCCGUGGGGUGUCAAAAGAUGUGUUUGCGAAGCCUUUUCUUGAUUCCACUUCCAAGUUUUAUGCCGAGGAAGCAGAGCAAGUCCUGCAGGAGUCCGACAUUUCCCAGUACUUGAAAUAUGUCGAGGAGAGUUUGCUUGCUGAAAAGACAAAAUGCAAGAAGCAUUAUUUCUUCGUUGCAUCUUGCUGGUCACAACUACUGGAAGAUUUAGGGAGUCGACUCCUGAAGGCUCACGCUGGUUUUCUUGAAGAGGGUUUUAAGCUAUUAAUGGAUGAGAGUCUAAUGGAUGACAUUAGAAGAAUGUAUUGUAUAUUCGCUAUGGUGGAUCUGGUGGAUGAUCUAGACUCUCUUCUUAAAUCCUACAUUUUGGCAAAAGGAAAGGGAGCGAGGCAAGAAGGUUCCUUGCGUGAGCUGCAUACUAGUAUUGAGAAGAUUUGGCGUCAAUGCUUUCAAGACGAUUAUUUAUUGGAUAAGACCAUCAGAGACUGUUUUGAGAGUAUGGGUCUGCAUGUGCCGGGUGAAUUUUCGGAUGAAGAGCAGCGGGAAUGCAUGGAGGAUUAAAGCCGACAGUCGUUUAUUUAAUGUUAGUAGAAGUUGCGGUUGUUAUUCUGGUAUUGUGUAACGUUUCUUUAUCAGCCAACGGGCUAUACAUAUGCUGUUGAUAUUUCUUCAGAAUUGACUACAUUGUGAACAAAACGAAAUGCAUUAGCAUUUUAGUAUAUCAGAAAGUGGAUUUUAUUCUACAGGAUAAUGUCUGAGUCGGAGAGGUUUCUCUUUGGUCCUUUGAACUCUAAUAUCUAUGUAUGCGUGUUCGUUGUUCUGAUC
This is a messenger RNA of Capsella rubella, 1710 nucleotides long. Its product is annotated as cullin-like protein 5. Gene Ontology annotation, cellular component: cullin-RING ubiquitin ligase complex. Bases 175 to 1446 code for a protein of 423 amino acids. Gene Ontology annotation, biological process: ubiquitin-dependent protein catabolic process; protein ubiquitination. NCBI's taxonomy places the organism in Eukaryota, Viridiplantae, Streptophyta, Magnoliopsida, Brassicales, Brassicaceae. The record is from RefSeq and is a predicted model, not a curated record. The transcript has 5 exons. Gene Ontology annotation, molecular function: ubiquitin protein ligase binding.